Oldenlandia corymbosa var. corymbosa is the source of this 2091-nucleotide messenger RNA. NCBI's taxonomy places the organism in Eukaryota, Viridiplantae, Streptophyta, Magnoliopsida, Gentianales, Rubiaceae. The record is from the annotation of a GenBank genome assembly.
AUCGAACCAAACUUCUCCCCCUGCAGCUACGUAUGCCAUUUCCCCUGUCCGGUCUUCGAGUUAGGCUCUCCGUAAGAAAAAUCAAACCAGAAACCGAUCAAACCGGUCCCCCCCACCACCCACACCCAGUAUUUCUGUCCUCGUCAUGCACACCUUCUCGUAAAUUCAAGAAUUCAACGUAAUCUUGGACCUCUUGGGUCAUGAAAUCCACCUAUAAAUAUACUCAUUAUGAACUACCCUUUAACGUUAAUCAUCACUAGUUUGUCUCAGAAAAAAAAAAUCAUCACUUUUCAAAGAAAUUUCCAACCCCCCAAUUCCACCUAUAUCAGUUAUUCCUUUUAAUAUUACCGAUUUCAGCUUACCAAUUUUUCACGCACUCACACACUAAACAACUACGGAGGAAAGAAAACAGAUAGUUUAGAAAAUGGUUCAGCAGCUACACAUAUUCUUCUUCCCAUUUUUGGCCCAUGGCCACAUGUUGCCUUCCUUGGACAUGGCUAAGGUGUUCAUCUCUCGAGGGAUUAAAGCCACCAUGAUCACAACUCACUACCACGUCCCAAUGUUCGAGAAGGCAAUUGAAAGAAGCAAAGAAUUGGGAUUCGACAUUUCCGUUCGAGCAAUCAAAUUCCCAUCAUCAGAUUCCGGAUUGCCUGAAGGAAUCGAGAGCUUUGACCAGCUGAAGUCGGACGACUUGCUUCCCACCUUCAUUUUGGCCACAACCAAGCUCCAAGAACAACUGGAACAGCUCUUAGAAGAAUGCCGCCCGCAUUGCAUCGUCGCCGAUAUGUUCUUCCCCUGGGCGACUGAAGCUGCGGCCAAAUUCGAUAUUCCCAGAUUGGUUUUCGGCGGAACAAGUACAUUUGCGAUGAGUGCUAUGGAAUCUCUCCGACGGAACAGGCCUUACGACCACGUUUCCUCCGACUCCGAACCGUUUGUGGUGCCUGAAAUUCCUCACGAAAUAAAGAUGACCAGAGGAGAGAUUUCAGUGUUUGAGAGGCAGAGAGAUGAGCAGGACACGGAUUUGACCCGAUUGUUUAAUCGGGUGAGGGAAUCGGAUGUGAACUGUUAUGGAGUGGUUGUUAACAGUUUCUACGAGCUGGAGAAAGACUACAUUGAAUAUUAUACCAAGAAGUUAGGAAGAAAGGCAUGGCAUAUUGGCCCUUUCUUACUCUGCAACAAAGAAGUUGAAGAUAAAGUAAGCAGGGGAAAGAAAUUAGCCAUUGAUGAACACGAUUGUUUACAAUUGUUAGAUUCCAAGAAACCCAAUUCAGUGGUUUACGUCUGUUUUGGCAGUAUGUCUAAUUUUACCGUCGCCCAAUUGCAUGAAAUUGCAAAGGGUCUUGAGGCCUCUGGCCAAGAUUUCAUUUGGGUUGUAAGAAAUUGCGUCGACGAAGAAGACAGCGAGAAAUGGUUCCCUGAAGGAUUUGAGGAACGAAUUCAAGGGAAGGGAUUGAUUAUAAAAGGGUGGGCACCCCAACUUUUGAUUCUUGAACAUGAAGCUGUAGGAACAUUCGUAACUCAUUGUGGAUGGAACUCGACGCUGGAGGGAGUCUGUUCUGGGGUGCCAUUGGUAACAUGGCCUUUGUUUGCGGAGCAAUUUCUGAAUGAUAAACUGUUGGUUGAUGUUCUGAAAAUCGGUGUUGCUGUUGGUGCGAAAGAGUGGAGUAGAGUGGCUAAGAAUAUCAUCAAAGGAGAAGCUUUGGCUAAUGCAGUGGAGAGAGUCAUGGUUGGCGAAGAAGCUGUGAAAAUCAGAGAGAGAUCUAAGGCAUUAAAAGAAGCUGCAAAGAAGGCUAUUGAAGAAGGUGGUUCCUCUUAUUCCGAUUUCAAUGCCCUCAUUCAAGAAUUAAGUGAAUAUCAUUCAAAAAGAAAUUAAUUAGAUGACUAAUUAAACAAGUUGUACUUUUUUAUUUGGCAGCAGAUAUUAGAGACAUAUGAUAUUAUCUGCAUCGUUAAAUUGUACCUUAAUUUGUCAUAGUUUUCCCUUUGAGGACAUUGGUACUUCAAUUGUGAAAAAACUCUUGUUCUACCAUGGAUGUUAGGGUUCAUUGGUAAUUCAGUAAAUAAGCAAGGAGGAUCCCGAUUAUUAAUUUA